Molecule: messenger RNA, 897 nt
Organism: Fusarium poae
Lineage: Eukaryota; Fungi; Ascomycota; Sordariomycetes; Hypocreales; Nectriaceae
Exons: 5
Coding region: 1-897 (298 amino acids)
Biological process (GO): mitochondrial citrate transmembrane transport
Source: RefSeq, a predicted model, not a curated record
AUGGCUUCCGCAGCGCAACCAGCAGAGAAGAAGAAGCAGCCCAGCCCUCUGCGAUCCGUCAUCGCUGGUUCAACAGCCGGUGCCAUUGAGAUUGCUAUUACCUAUCCCGCCGAAUUUGCAAAGACUCGGUCGCAGUUGAACAGACGGUUGGGAGAAGGCCAAAAGCUCCCUUGGCCUCCGUUCGGAUCGCAGUGGUAUGCAGGAUGUACCACUCUCAUUAUCGGCAACGCAGCCAAGGCUGGAAUCCGAUUCGUGGCGUUUGAUCAGUACAAGGCGCUACUCGUCGACGAGAAUGGCAAGCUAUCUGGACCUCGAACCGUCCUUGCUGGUUUUGGUGCUGGUGUGACAGAGUCAUUACUUGCUGUUACUCCCACCGAGAGUAUCAAGACAACCCUUAUCGACGACCGCAAGUCGGCCAAGCCUCGAAUGCGCGGUUUCCUCCACGCCGUCCCCAUCAUCGCCCGCGAGCGUGGCCUCCGAGGUUUCUUCCAAGGCUUCGCCCCUACGACCGCCCGACAAGCCGCCAACAGCGCAACCCGUUUCACCGCCUACAACUUCUUCAAGCAAAUGGCCGAGUCGUACACAGCACCAGGCGAGAAGCUCGGCGUCGUUGGAACUUUUGCCAUUGGUGGUUUGGCAGGUCUCAUCACCGUCUAUGUGACGCAGCCACUUGAUACGAUCAAGACAAGAAUGCAGAGUAUCGAAGCGCGCACGACGUACGGAAACAGCUUCAAGUGCGCCACUAGUAUCUUCAAGCAGGAAGGCGUCCUUACUUUCUGGAGUGGUGCGCUGCCCCGGUUGGCGAGACUGAUUGUCUCUGGAGGAUUGGUAUUUACUGCUUAUGAGCAAAUCCAGGUGUGGUUCACCAAGAUAGACCCAGAGGAGAAGUACAUUUAA